Balaenoptera acutorostrata (minke whale) is the source of this 1791-nucleotide messenger RNA. RefSeq names its product CDC like kinase 3 (gene CLK3). The transcript is spliced from 12 exons. Lineage: Eukaryota; Metazoa; Chordata; Mammalia; Artiodactyla; Balaenopteridae. Gene Ontology annotation, molecular function: ATP binding; protein kinase activity. Bases 1 to 1473 code for a protein of 490 amino acids. The record is from RefSeq and is a predicted model, not a curated record. Gene Ontology annotation, biological process: protein phosphorylation.
AUGCAUCACUGUAAGCGAUACCGCUCCCCUGAGCCAGACCCGUACCUGAGCUACCGAUGGAAGAGGAGGAGGUCUUACAGUCGGGAGCAUGAAGGGAGACUGCGAUACCCGUCUCGAAGGGAGCCUCCGCCCCGGAGAUCUCGGUCUAGAAGCCAUGACCGCCUGCCCUACCAGAGGAGAUACCGGGAGCACCAUGACAGCGACACAUACCGGUGUGAAGAGCGGAGCCCAUCCUUUGGAGAGGACUACUAUGGAUCUUCACGUUGCCAUCAUCGACGGCGGUCACGGGAAAGGGAGCCAUACCGGACCCGCAAGCAUGCCCACCACUGCCACAAACGCCGCACCAGGUCUUGUAGCAGCGCCUCCUCGAGAAGCCAACAGAGCAGUAAGCGCAGCAGCCGGAGUGUGGAAGAUGACAAGGAGGGCCACCUGGUGUGCCGGAUCGGCGAUUGGCUCCAAGAGCGAUAUGAGAUCGUGGGGAACCUGGGUGAAGGCACCUUUGGCAAGGUGGUGGAGUGCUUGGACCAUGCCAGAGGGAAGUCUCAGGUUGCCCUGAAGAUCAUCCGCAACGUGGGCAAGUACCGGGAGGCCGCCCGGCUAGAAAUCAAUGUUCUCAAAAAAAUCAAGGAGAAGGACAAAGAGAACAAGUUCCUGUGCGUCUUGAUGUCUGACUGGUUCAACUUCCAUGGUCACAUGUGCAUCGCCUUUGAGCUCCUGGGCAAGAACACCUUUGAGUUCCUAAAGGAGAAUAACUUCCAGCCUUACCCUCUACCACAUGUCCGGCACAUGGCCUACCAGCUCUGCCACGCCCUUAGGUUUCUACAUGAGAACCAACUGACCCACACAGACUUGAAGCCAGAGAACAUCCUGUUUGUGAAUUCUGAGUUUGAAACUCUCUACAAUGAGCACAAGAGCUGUGAGGAGAAGUCGGUGAAGAACACCAGCAUCCGAGUGGCUGACUUCGGCAGUGCUACCUUUGACCACGAGCAUCACACGACCAUUGUGGCCACCCGUCACUAUCGCCCGCCUGAGGUGAUCCUGGAGCUGGGCUGGGCACAGCCCUGCGACGUGUGGAGCAUUGGCUGCAUUCUCUUUGAGUACUACCGGGGCUUCACACUCUUCCAGACCCACGAAAACCGAGAGCAUUUGGUGAUGAUGGAGAAGAUCCUAGGGCCCAUCCCAUCACACAUGAUCCACCGUACCAGGAAGCAGAAAUAUUUUUACAAAGGGGGCCUGGUUUGGGAUGAGAACAGCUCUGAUGGCCGGUAUGUGAAGGAGAACUGCAAACCUCUUAAGAGUUAUAUGCUCCAAGACUCCCCGGAGCACGUGCAGCUGUUUGACCUGAUGAGACGGAUGUUAGAAUUUGACCCUGCCCAGCGCAUCACAUUGGCGGAGGCCCUGCUGCAUCCCUUCUUUGCUGGUCUGACCCCUGAGGAGCGGUCUUUCCACACCAGCCGCAACCCAAGCAGAUGACAGGCGCAGGCCACCGCACUGGGAGAUGGAGAGCGGAACUGGGCUGCCCGGCCCCUUUUCUCCAACCUCUACCACCGGCCCCAGGGCCAGAGCCACCCAAUGAACAGUGCAAUGUGAAGGAAGGCAGGAGCCUACAGGGGAGGAGACUUGAUGCCCAGCUGCCAGAAAGCACAGAUUUGACCCAAGCUAUUUAUAUGUUGUAAAGUUAUAAUAAAGUGUUUCUUACUGUUUGUAACCCCUGGUACCAGUGUGUCCAUCUCCAGGCUCCUUGCCUUCUCCCUUCCCUACCUUAUUAAUAAAGUCUUUCUUAGCAGUUCA